Messenger RNA from Aureobasidium subglaciale EXF-2481, 1677 nucleotides. RefSeq lists its product as uncharacterized. Lineage: Eukaryota; Fungi; Ascomycota; Dothideomycetes; Dothideales; Saccotheciaceae. Bases 1 to 1677 code for a protein of 558 amino acids. The record is from RefSeq and is a predicted model, not a curated record. Gene Ontology annotation, molecular function: oxidoreductase activity, acting on paired donors, with incorporation or reduction of molecular oxygen; iron ion binding; heme binding. The transcript is spliced from 5 exons.
AUGUCAGCGAAUCACUUAGUCGAGAGCCUUGACUCAAAGAGGCUGGAGGGUUCAAUCUUGACUCUUGACUUAAGUCUCUUAUUCAUUGGUCUGUUGUGUCUCGGUCUGGUGACGUUGCUUGCCGAUUAUGCGUAUAUGCUGUACAUACACAGGAAACUGCCACCUGGUCCCAUACCACUACCGUUGAUCGGCAAUACUCAUCUUCUUCCGGAGAACAAACCAUGGAUCUACUUCGAGGCGCUGGCAAAGCAAUAUGACAGUCCGGUCAUUACUUUCUGGAUCGGUCGCAAUCCAACAAUCUGGAUCAAUGAUGCAUGGGCAGCCUCAGAGCUUCUUGACAAGAAAGCUGCUCUCUACGCAUCAAGACCGCGAAUGCUAGUCUUCUCGGAGCUAAGCGGUGUGGGUCAAUACAACCUCGUCAACAUGUACUACGGCGACCGCUGGCGAGUGCAUCGCAAAUUGACCCAUCAAGGUGUCGGUCUGCAGCAGGUGCGCAAGUAUCGUGGCUUCCAGAACAAUGAGAGCCAGGUAAUGGCGUUUAAUAUUCUGCAUGAUCCAGAGCGCUUUGUGACCCACAUGGAGCGAUACGCCACUUCGGUUGUUUCGAUCAUCGGUUUUGGGAGACGAGUCGCUAGUAUAUCAGAUCCGCUCAUAACGCAGGUGCUUGCGAUCAUGCAGCGAGCAGCAGAACUCAACGUUCCUGGUAAAAGCUUCCCUAUGAUCAUGGAAACCUUCCCGUGGCUAGCAAAGUUUCCGAAAAGGAUCGCCCCUUGGUUGAAGCCAUUUGGAAAAGGGGGCCGUGGAAGCGCGUUCUACUACGCCCUUGCCGAUGAGGCCAACAAGACUUCACAGCAAGAGCCUUGCUACGUCAAACAGCUGUUCAGAGAGGCUCCCAAGUACAAUCUCAUCCCAACAGAGAUUGCCUCACUCACUGGAAAUCUCUUCGGCGCAGGCAGUGACACAUCUAGUUCUACCCUUGUAACGUUUGCAUUGGCAUGCUGCGCCUUUCCCGAAACACUUCCUGCUGCUUGGGAAGAACUUGACCGCGUAGUUGGUUCCCAUCGCAGCCCGAGCUGGGAGGAUGAGCCACACUUGCCAUACGUCAAGGCUUUUGUGAAGGAGGUCUUUCGAUGGAGGUCGGUGGCCAUCAUCGGCGGACAGCCUCAUUCCCCAACAAAGGACGACUAUUGGAAAGGAUAUCUGAUUCCUAAAAAUUCAUGGGUUCAGGGCAACACUUGGGCAAUCCAUCACAAUGAACGAGAGUUCCCAGAACCGGAUAGAUUCAACCCCAAUCGCUUUUUGUGCGACAGCUCGGAUUCCCGGCCUUUUCCAAACGACAAAGGAUACAUGACUUUUGGUUGGGGUAGAAGAGUGUGUAGUGGACAAGGCCUCGCCGAACAGGGAACAUUCAUCAGCAUUGCUCGACUCCUCUGGGCGUUCCGCAUCGAGAAGGCCAGAAACAAGGAUGGGCAAGAGGUCCCUGUCGACAUAUUUGCAUACACUAAUGGGCUGAAUAUGCGCCCUGAGCCUUUCAGUUGCUCGAUCGUACCUCGGUCAGAGCCGAUUAGAGAUACCAUUGUGGCAGAAGGCAAGGAAGCGCUACUCGAGCUGUCAGUCUACGAUGGAGAGACGAAGUAUACACUGAGCCAGUUCUACGAAAAACCUAACGUGGGGUAG